Molecule: messenger RNA, 1905 nt
Organism: Rana temporaria (common frog)
Lineage: Eukaryota; Metazoa; Chordata; Amphibia; Anura; Ranidae
Gene: RHBDL3
Product: rhomboid like 3
Exons: 7
Coding region: 79-1203 (374 amino acids)
Cellular component (GO): membrane
Molecular function (GO): serine-type endopeptidase activity
Source: RefSeq, a predicted model, not a curated record
CCUGUGUAUCCACUCAUCUAUGGUACCUAUCGGAGUUGGUCGGUGUUUCUAUGCCCAGUCAAUGUGUAUAUACAACCCAUGGGUACUUGGCAUUGGCUGACUAACCCCGUCUUGUGCCCCCAGAUGGAUGCCGGUAGCAGCGGCUAUAUCAGCACAAAGCAGUUCUGGACUCUUCUGCGGAAGCAUGGCGCAGAGCUGGACCCUCACAAGCUGGAUGUCCUGCUGGCCCUGGCAAACCGCAACUCUGACGGGCGAAUCCGCUACCGGGAUGUGGUGAACCUGAUGAGCAGUAAGCGAUCGAAUAGCUUCCGCCGUGCGAUCCUGCAGGGGAACAGACGCUUGUGUAAUACGGCUCUUAUAGAGGAGUCGGGUCUAAGUCUGGCGCAGAGGCUGAUCCGCCACGUGGCUUAUGAGGUUCUCCCCCGAGAGAUCGACAGGAAGUGGUUCUAUGACAACUACACGGGCUGUCCGCCACCCUGGUUCAUGAUCGCCAUCACCAUUGUGGAGGUGGCCAUCUUUGUGUAUUAUGGGCUAGUUUUGGACAGAUUUGUGUUGCAGGUCAACCACCCCCAGUACCUGAAGAACCCCCUCAUGUACCACCCCCAGCUCCGCUCCCAGGCCUGGCGCUACCUCAGCUACAUCUUCAUGCAUGCCGGGAUAGAACAUUUGGGGGUGAACGUGGCUCUGCAGUUGUUGGUAGGGGUCCCCCUGGAGAUGGUACACGGCACUCUGAGGAUUGGAUUUCUGUACUUUGCUGGUGUCCUGGCCGGGUCUCUGGCGGUGUCUCUGGCUGACAUGACGGCUCCCGUGGUUGGAUCUUCCGGUGGAGUGUACGCCAUCAUAUCCGCUCAUCUGGCCAAUAUUGUGAUGAACUGGUCCGGGAUGAAGUGUCAGUUGAAGUUUCUCCGGAUGUCCUUCGCCUUAAUAUGCAUGAGUCUUGAGUUUGGCAGAGCCGUGUGGCUGAGAUUCUACCCGUCGGCUUAUCCUCCAUGCCCACACCCCAGUUUUGUGGCCCACCUCGGCGGGGUUCUGGUGGGCAUUACGCUGGGAGUGGUCGUUCUCAGGAACUUUGAGCAGAGACUCCAGGACCAGUCCCUCUGGUGGAUCUUCCUCAGCAGCUACAUCAUGUUUGUGGCAUUUGCGGUAUUAUGGAACGUCUUCGCCUUCUCCAUGUCGGGGCUGAGAUUACCGCCGCUGCCUUAGGAGGAAAGGACAAGCUGCAUGGUCCAUAGAGACCCCCGACCACCUCCGGCCAAGAGGUCCCACCAUGCUGGUCAGCCCCACCUCGAGCUGGUUUCCACCAACAAGCCGCCUUCUCCGAUAUUCACUGACUGGAAGACCUCGGAGGAUCCGGCAUUAUGAUUAAGGCUUGGAGGGAGAGACUGGUAACGAGUUUAUUCACACACGGACUUAUUUUUAUAUCCGCCUUGUCAUCUGCAUCUAUGUGAGAUGAAUGUAGAACCAGGCGCUCCAUCCAGAGCCGAGGUGUCUGGACUGUCACAUGUCUGAUGUCUGAUGUAUGGGGGGGGUCAUCUCAUUCACCAUCCGUCUUCUGCUGGACUUCUAUAGACAGGAAGGGGUGUCCCUGUGUACGUGUCAUAGUGGUGGAAUCUGGUGUGUUUUUCAUAGACCUAGGUGAGACACUUCUGACGGAAGAGCCCAGCGGACAUGUCAACUCUCUGUGAUGAUCUGUUAUCCAUGAUGGACACAAGAAUCCAAAUAUUAGGUCAGCUGUAAAAUAUGUUUAUAUUGACCCACCUUUCUGGUGAGCCGUGCCCCGCAGAGGAGGGGCGCAAGUAGCUGAGGGGGCAGAAUAGGUUUGGCAGUGGCUGAGGGGCAGAAGAGGGACAGCAGUGGCUGAGGGGCAGAGGAGUGGUGGCAGUGGCCAGAGGAGGGGCGGCAGUG